Molecule: messenger RNA, 1870 nt
Organism: Apis mellifera (honey bee)
Lineage: Eukaryota; Metazoa; Arthropoda; Insecta; Hymenoptera; Apidae
Exons: 3
Coding region: 319-1494 (391 amino acids)
Cellular component (GO): chitin-based extracellular matrix
Molecular function (GO): structural constituent of chitin-based larval cuticle
Source: RefSeq, a predicted model, not a curated record
GCGAAGCGGCGAGAAAAACGAGAGACGAGCAAAUAAAACCUGAAGAAGAAGAGGAGAAGAAGAAGAAGAAGAAGAGGGCGUGGCGAGCGAUGCCGGAUCCCGGAUCGAGGGAUCUCGUGUCUCCAAGUAUUCGGUGAACGGAUCCGCCUGUCCUUCGACGAUUCCUCUGGUUCCUGGUUCGAAGACACCGCCGCCGGCUCGCUCGUCCCCUCCGCCUUGUAUAUAAGUCAAAACGAGAUCGGAAGCAAGGUGCACAGGCCGAACAGUCCUUCGUCGAGCGAGGAGGUUCCACUGGAAUAGAGCAAACUAUCUCAAACGAUGCAGUCGCUGAUACCAUUGAUUCUAGCCCUCAGCCUGGCCUCGGCCUCGCACUUGAAUCUACUCCCGUACGCGUACCUGUCCAGCCCGAUCCCCAUAUACAACCAAUACCAGAACACGGUGACCGGGGAGCACGCGUACAGUUACGCCGGUGGCCCAUCCGCCAAAGAGGAGGUGAAAGACGCGAACGGUGUCCUCCGUGGCUCGUACAGCUACGUGGACGCGAACGGUGUUCUCCAGUCAGCGUUCUACGUCGCUGACGACAACGGUUUCCGCGUGGCCGCGACCAACAUCCCCACGGACGAAAAUCAGAACGAAUUGGAAACGACGGCCCACGUAAUUCUGGCGAGAAGCGCCGCGGCCGAGAGAAGUUCCGCGCCCAGCCGCAGAAGGCGCAGCCUGCAAAAUUCUAAUCCCGAGAAGAGCGGGCGGAGAGAAGAGCAAUCUUUGAACAGUGCCCAAAACGACACGAACGAGCAAGCUGCGCCCUCUCAGUCUCCUCCUUCCACCUCGUUGCUGUUGCAACCACUGCUUCUCGACAACAACAACAACAACAUCCCCCUCGCGACCUCGCACCAGAGUCAAGUUCAAGUGCACAGCAACGCUCGGUUGGAGGCGAAACCGGUCGACCUGCACCCGAUCUUGCCUGUGCAGGCCAUAUUGGGAGGGUUGCCCGUGCUCGCUCGCACGCCCACCUACCACGAGAACCGCGUAGAAUUGCACAAGCAGUUGGGUAUAGAGGGGCCAAGGCCCAAAGACGCGGUCAAGAUUAAGCCUGAACCGUUGACCGUGGUCCGGUCGGUAUUUCCGCUCGCCUCUACCGUACUGGCGGGAGAGACUGUUUUACCAACGAUCGUUAAAGAAACCGUCCCCGUUCUUCCGGCUCGGCUAACCUCUGUGACGACCACUUCUGUCUCGAGUCACGGUGUCAGCCAGAUACAUGGACCGUCGAACGUUGUUGCCAAGGAGGGUAUUGCUGUUGCUCCUACGCUUGCGGAGAGGAAGGAGAUAGCGCACGUUCCCGCUGUACCAGUCGUCAAAGGGGAGGCGUCGGUUACCAGUUACGGUGUCAGUCAAAUCCACGGCGGAGAAAUUAAUCCGAUCGGACUGCUGGUCAAGAGUGCGCCCGCUGUUGCCGAGAUACAUCCGACUAUCCAUGUCCCGGUCUAUCUUUAGUCCGGAUGGGUUCGAUCGAGAUCAAGAGGAAGAUUGCAUUCAAGAAAAAUCUUUGGAUCAAUUGAUUCGUACAUGGAAAAAAAUAAGAAGAAAGAGAAUAGUGGAGAAACUUUUGAAAAAAGUCUCUUUACAAUUAACAAGUUUACUUAACCUCAGAGAAGUUCCUCGGAUCUUUCUCAAAUUUCUCACGAGCAACCUUAUCCACCCACUUAAACAAGAAACUCAACGAACCCAUACAUGUACUUACGUAGUUACUUCGAUAGCUAAAACUCAACGACUGCCAUAAUUUUAGAUCCCGUAAGAGAGCAAGAGAGACAGUGAAAGAGAAAGAGAGAAAAAGACGAAUUCACAUUACAAAGAGAAAUUAAAAAGAAGA